Mytilus trossulus (common blue mussel) is the source of this 561-nucleotide messenger RNA. Its product is annotated as complement C1q-like protein 3. The transcript has 3 exons. Lineage: Eukaryota; Metazoa; Mollusca; Bivalvia; Mytilida; Mytilidae. The record is from RefSeq and is a predicted model, not a curated record. Gene Ontology annotation, molecular function: protein binding. The coding region runs from base 1 to 540 and encodes 179 amino acids.
AUGAUGUUUACUUUUGAACUUGCUUUUAUUCAACUGAUGAUAAUGGCUACAGCCGACUGCAGUCCAAAACUUGAUAAUGCAGUAGUUGAAGACCUUUUGACAAUGCUAGUAAGAUAUAAAGAAGGAUAUGAUUUUAGAAACCCUGGAAAUUGGAGAUAUAUUCCUGCCUUUACUGCAUCUUUUUCACAUUCCAAGAAUAUUAAGGCUAAAGAAAUUGUGAUGUUCGACAAAAUUUGGACAAACAAUGGAAAUCACUAUGAUCCUAACACGGGUAUUUUCCAAGCUCCAAGAGAAGGACUGUAUCAUGUAUCUUCUACAGUCGUGUCAGUAAAAGGAAAAACAGUUUAUGCUCAUAUAUGGCAGAACGAGACCAGGACAGUUGGAAUGUAUCCUGGUAUUGGCUAUAAUGAAGCUACCUCUAAUAUUGUGUUACAUCUAAAGGAAGGGGACAAAAUAACAGUAAGAGGCGGUGGUAAUCGUUCUUAUCUUUACAGCAGUGAGGGCCACUACAUAAUGUUCUCUGCCUAUCUGAUAGCAUAAUAAAUGCACUUUGAAUAAAUA